AUGUCUCUUUCUGGUGCACGACGGGGACAAAUCACCCAGGGUGGUGGCUCUUGUGGCUUUUUCAAGUGGUGUGACGAGCAGCAACAGCCUCGGGUAGGUGCACCACUGCAAGCUUCACCGCAAUACCAAGCGGAUUCUAUGUCAAGCAUCCAAAACCCCAGCCAGAGGAGCUCGUCUUCCUGCUUCAAGUGCGGCCAGGAGAACCACUGGGCGAGAGACUGUCCGAAUCAAUCGUCGGAUCCUUAUCCUGACAAGGGUGGGAGACCAAUAACCUCAUCGAGCUCACCUGGUGCGUGCUACAACUGUGGUCGCGCUGGUCACUGGUCCCGCGACUGCCCAACCUCGAAUAGUGGUGGUGGUGGUGGUGGUGGUGGUACCGGCACCAGCCGUGCCAAGUCGUCCUCGGCUUUGAGAUCGUGGAAUAGUCAGAGAUACUGA
This is a messenger RNA of Miscanthus lutarioriparius, 438 nucleotides long. NCBI's taxonomy places the organism in Eukaryota, Viridiplantae, Streptophyta, Magnoliopsida, Poales, Poaceae. The record is from the annotation of a GenBank genome assembly.